Echinops telfairi (small Madagascar hedgehog) is the source of this 2231-nucleotide messenger RNA. It is a transcript of the gene NKAP, whose product is annotated as NFKB activating protein. Bases 87 to 1334 code for a protein of 415 amino acids. The transcript has 9 exons. The record is from RefSeq and is a predicted model, not a curated record. NCBI's taxonomy places the organism in Eukaryota, Metazoa, Chordata, Mammalia, Afrosoricida, Tenrecidae. Gene Ontology annotation, molecular function: chromatin binding. Gene Ontology annotation, cellular component: nucleus. Gene Ontology annotation, biological process: negative regulation of DNA-templated transcription.
UCAGAUUUUCGCGGCGUUCGCCGCGGCGUCCUGAAGCCAAGGCAGCUACUGCCUGGAUUCACGACUUGAGGAGGCCAGGGGCAGUCAUGGCUCCGGUCUCUCACUCGCGUUCUCCUGAGAAGGAGGCUCCGGGCUCCCGGGCGAGGCGUCGCAGCCCGUCGAGGAGCCCCAAGCCCACGAGAGUCGCCCGCUCUCCGCGAAGCCACCGCUCGCGCUCCUGCUCUCGGUCGGGAGACCGGAACGGCCUGAGCCGUCAGCCAGGCGGGCCCUGCCAUAGCUACCGCAGCCAGCUCUACCGCUCCCGCUCCCGGACCCGGUCCCGCUCCCGCGAGCGGCCUUCUGGAAUCCGAGGCAACCUGUUCAGCUCGGUCUCGUCUACCUACUACGGCUGCUACUCGCGCCCCUACGGAGGUGACAAGCCGUGGCCCAGCCUCCUGGACAAGGAGAGGGAGGAGAGCCUGCGACAGAAGAGAUUAAGUGAGAGAGAAAGGAUUGGAGAACUGGGAGCUCCUGAAGUUUGGGGCAUAUCUCCAAAGAAUCCCGAACCAGAUUCUGAUGAACAUACACCAGUAGAGGAUGAUGAACCAAAGAAAAGCAGCUCAGUUUCUACUUCAGAAGACGAGAAAAAGAAAAAGAAGAAGUCCGGUCAUUCCAAAGAAAGGCUGAAGAAAAAGAGAAAGAAAAAAUCUUCCAAAAAGAAACAGAAAAAGUCUUCUGAUGACAGCGAUAGUGACUCUGAUUCUGAAACAGACUCGAGUGAUGAAGAUACAAAAAGGAGAAUGAAGAAAGCCAAGAAAAAGGAGAAGAAGAAGAAGCGCAAAUCGAAAAAGUAUAAGAAAAAGAAGUCUAAGAAGAAUAAAAAAGAGAACAGUGAUUCAAGCGCUAGAGAUUCCCAAGAAGAAUUUCUGGAGAAUCCCUGGAAGGAGAGAUCAAAGCCUGAAGAACCCUCAGAUUUAAUUGGUCCAGAGGCUCCAAAAACACUGGCCUCACAAGAUGAUAAACCUUUGAACUAUGGCCACGCUCUCUUACCUGGUGAAGGUGCAGCAAUGGCCGAGUAUGUGAAAGCUGGAAAACGCAUCCCACGAAGAGGUGAAAUUGGCUUGACAAGUGAAGAAAUUGCCUCAUUCGAAUGUUCAGGUUACGUCAUGAGUGGCAGCAGGCAUCGUCGGAUGGAGGCUGUGCGGCUGCGGAAAGAGAACCAGAUCUACAGUGCCGAUGAGAAGAGAGCCCUCGCGUCCUUUAACCAAGAAGAGAGACGAAAGAGAGAGAACAAGAUUCUGGCCAGUUUCCGAGAGAUGGUAUACAGAAAGACCAAAGGGAAGGAUGACAAAUGAGGAUUCUCAGACUCUUUGGCAGACAUUCUGAAAGACAGAAAUACAAAGUUUGGGUUCCACACAUUUGUUAUGUGUAUAUUAUGAUCUGAAAGAGCUUUACAGUUAAAUUGUGCCUUCUAUUUCAUUCUGUCAGUCCUUCAGUAAAAAGCUGCUUACUCCUGUCACUUAAACAAGUCCGUUGAGUGAUUUGGGAAGGCCUGUCAUAACUUUCCCAUCUGAAAAUCCAGAUGAUAGUUGAGAUCCUGCUGAAUUGGGGAGACGUGGUGGAGAAGAGGGGUGGCUGAGUUGAGAAACUGGAAAUGCACGUUGUGAGCCGGUGUUAUCUGUCCUGUAUCUGACACUUGCCUGGGCCCUCCUCAGUGGGACUUGAGGAGAGAUUAUCACUCCUAUCUUGAAUGUGUUAUAAAUAGACUCCAUCGAAAUAUCCAGGAGACCACUUGUGCUUGAAGGCAUUGCUGAAAAGCAAUGGAAUCUCAAAAAUUGACUUGUGGAAUAUAAUAUAUAGUCUUCUGUAAAAGUAACCUGUUUCUUUCCAUCCCUACCUCCACCACAAAACCAACCAGUAAGCCAAAAAUCAAACUAAAAGCAAACAUGCCAAUAUGCUUGUAAGUACUCACAGACGUGAUAGAUUGAACAUGUUGAACAUUCAUUUUAAAAUUGACUAAGCUACUUAGAAGAAUUCUUAAUAAAUGACUUUUAAACCAGUUCUUUGAAAUAGGAAAUUCCAGGAAACCUAUUGUUGUGCCAAUGUAAGGAGACGAUUUCUACCUAAGCUGCACUUUGACAAGAGCUUGGAGUCCCUAGUUUUACUUCACUGUUUCAUAAGGUUGCAACAAAAAUGAUAUUAAAACAUUUUUAAGUGUGUUCUUUAUGUAAUAAACAGAUUUCAUUGUUAAA